AUGUCAGGAGCGGCGGCCGAGCAGUUGAGCUCAGGUGGAAAGCGGACAAGCUCUGCAUUACGCGUUUUCCUCGACAGGCACGAGCACGAGCAGCUGGGACUCGCAUUCGCUCUGCUAGUGCUGCCAUCUGUACAUCUCUUGUGUGGCAGCAGCAGCACGGCAGCAGAUGAGAUUGUGCUGUCGCCACUGCUCGCGAUGAGGGCCGAGUACAUAGGACUGUCAGCCGUUGGCUGGCACGUGAUGACUGGCAGUUGGUUCGAUAUCAUACUUGCUGGGCUCGCACUCUUCGGUGUCCUGUCUGGUCUACUAUAUCUUUCCGCGGUACUGCUUAUCAAAGUCCACGACAGGCGGAAGGCUCUUCGAGGGCGAGUACGAAAAGUGCCGCGAGGGGUUACAGAAUUUCUUGAUAGCUUGAAGAGCAAGGGACAAUCAAUCUCUGCAGAUGCGCGCAGUGAACAGGAACCCAAAACAUUCGGUGUAUAUCUUGGCAGUUUUGCAACACCACCGACCCAGCAAGAAACAGCCGUUCUGAGGAAAUGGGACAUCGUCGUGCUGGAUCCUGCCCAAAAUGGUGUGCUUGACGCUGCGGCUUCUCACUGCACCUCUGUCCAGACCCUUGGGAGGCUCGAUGUGCAAUCGGUGGUCGGAAAGCAAACAGCAAAGACAAAAGAAGCGUUUGUGCCGGCACUUAAAACCAUCACAGACUUCGUAUCGUCACGAUUUCGGGGUUCAAACCGAAUGUACUCUCCGAUGACAGGCAUAUUGCUUGCGAAUUGGCAAUCGAAGCUGCCUCCAGUCAUUUGCCAGGAGUUGAUCAGGUACCUGAGAAGUCUCAACUUUGAUGUAUACCUUGAGCUUUCCGAGCCUGAAUAUCUCACUGAUGAUGAAUGUCGGCAUAUUGGCAUGGACUUGAUCAAAGGGUUGAUCUGUAGGAAUGGCACGAUACUGCGAAAUGGUGAUCGCAGAGACUACUAUCAGAUGUCCAACCUGCGUCGUGCGCAACGAGCGCUGGCCAAGCACAUGUCUCUUGGAGGUAUCGUGUUCGCCAUGUGGGAGACUUUGGACGAUAUGGAGACACUCUCACAUUCAGUCGCGAACAGGAGCUAUCUGUGGUGCCGGUUCAAUACCGCGCUCAGCUGGAUCGGGUCCGAAAAGGCGCUCAUUGACACAUAUGCUGCCCAGAAAGAAACUCUGGCAGGCUUGCCACUUGGCGCGCUGAUGUGGAUGAAGGGCUGGGAAGUCAUGAUCAUGCACGAUACAUGGAGGCUUAAUGACACUAUUGUCCAGAACUCCUGCCAUGAUAAUGAUGCCUUCGCAAUAAUAGAAGACUAUGUGCCAGGGAUUGGCAAGAUGCUUGAGCUCCACCAGACUGAAACUCCAGAGCAGCCAAAAGGCAGACCACUGUCUAUCACUGACGCUGGCUUUCCGAUCGGGGACCUGCAAUAUAAUCUCAAGAACGAUGCCCUUUCGUUCUCCCCCGAAGGAGAAGACUACACGGGUCUUGGCUGCUUUCAGACCGGUCUGCCGGCUUCCCAGGAAGUCUUCGAUAUGCUUCGAGAUGGUCAGCGCAAGCUUCGAGAUUUGAACAUGCUCGACCGACUGGGUGCCGAAGCACUGCAAGAGAUUGGAACAAAGUUGAGGCCACUCUUAGAGCUCAGUGAGCAGUUCAAAGACUUUGAUGGCAUGGCUGACGCCGUUGAAGAGCUACUCAAUUUGCUCGCUGUGAGCGAUGGACAGGAUACUGACCGGUUGCGCAUAUACAUGGGCAUACAUUCUGGCUUCCACAGGAACACUAGCGAGCAAUUUUGGGGUCUCUAUGACAAUGGAAUGUUCUCCAACACUGAGCGGAGAGGAAGUCAUCCAGGGUACCUGGAUCUAUUCAUUUCGUUGCGUGCUAGUGAUCGAGCACUUGCCAUUCUCCACACCUGGCUGUCAAUAAAGCGCUUCUCAAGGACACAAUGCCUCAAAGCUGAGUGGCUCCUGUACGAGCGUGGCCGGCUAUUGGAUGAGAGAUGGGAGUUGCCGAAGAGAAUGGUUGAUGAUAUCGUUGGCCUUACUUCCCAAGAACUAAUAUUGCUGUUGCAAAGGCUAACCCUCUCCAGCGAUGCGGCUUCUGCGGGACUGUGCGCAAGAAUGGCAAAACUCUGCCGACAUCAGCUUAUGGCUAUCCCGACUCGAGAUCAACUCAGAAAGCAAAACACUGAGCAGUACCUACGUGGUGAAAUCAGUACAGCAGAUCUGAUAAAGAACCGACUUGCUUGGUACAGAGAUCAAGGCUGUCAUGCUCCAGAGUACAGCGCCGCACUCCAAGUGUUUGAAACAAUGGAUCGCCUUUUACCAAAGGCGCUCAUGGAUCAAGACGAUGGCUUCGUGGAACGAAUUGAGACAAUCCUAUCCAAGACCAUCAAGAAACAAGGCAUCGAUGCCGCAGUCGACAUUUUCGCACUUUCAGUAUUCUGCGCGUAUCGAAGACUGGCCCUCGAAGAGAUCUACCUGGAAGUGCUGGAUCGCAAUCCCUUACCUAAUCGACAUCCGGACCAAGCAGCAUGCUUUGCCGAAAUGUUCGGAACAGGCUCUCAAUGCGAGACUUACCUGGAUAUGACCUCGAAUGUGUUGGGCCGUAUAUUGGCAGACAAGUAUCAGGCCUACUACACAAAGCAUCAACCGGCAGCACGUAAAGAUGGUAGCAGUGAGCUGCCGACGUCCUAUGCUUCCAAGUCUGUUGAUGAGGAUCCGGACGCACAACGACCAACGCUACCAAUCUACUACCAGAUUACCUUCCUCGGCAUAUUCGCCGUGCCGGCAUUGUUUGAUAUCAUGAUGUUGACAAUUCUCGGGCGUGGUCUGUACCUCAGCAACUACAUGGCGGAGAGCGAGAAGAUCAUGGCGACAGCUGGUCUGAUGUCCGGCCUCCUGCUCUGCGGCGGGAUUGGAACCUGGAUCGGCUAUGGAGGAAGCUACUACCUCCAUGCAAUGUCAUUCCCAGCCAUGAACAUGUUCGUGCUUACUAGGUUCGUGGCUGGAGUCGCCCUGCUUUCCAUAAUCGGCUUGGUUGCAUUCAUCACUAUUGGCAUUGCACGCAGCUGGUACGACGGCUUCAUCUUCGUAUUCUACUUUGCCGCACUGGAUACCUAUCUCACCAUUCUGGCGACUUUGGCUAUCUAUCAGUUUCCAGGCUUCAUGUUCCAGUCUGGACGGAACACAGUCGUUAUGUGUCUGCCAAUCCUGCUCAUCUCACCUAUCCUGACUCUGUGGGUUCAUAAAGACAUCGUCAUCUAUCCUUGCGUUGUUACUGGAUUCAUAUGCUGCCUCCUGCUCGGAGCCCGCAAGGUCAUAUCACAAUGGGGCACGUGGUACCUCAAAGUUCCCAUAAUCAGCGACACGGAAGUGGUGAACUUCUACAACGAGGUCACACCUCCAGAGGAAAUCCCAAACAUUUCCGAUCUUGCAGCUACUCCGUUGCCUCGAAGGGCUUUUUUCGCCGCACUCGAGAAAGAACGAAGCAGGUGGCCUUGGCAGAAGUCAGAGGCUGGUCAGUUGAUCAAGAAACACGUCGCCGGCUAUGAUGCAACCGUUUUUCUCAUGGAUUGGUACUGCAAAUACUCUCGGACGGCAAUGCCUUAUCCUUACAGUCCGACCUGGAAUCUCAUGGUCAAGACUGCGAUUGACACCAUUCGGGAAAUGCAAAAAGGGCUCAAGCUUCACAAUGCCUUCAUACACUGGCGCUUUGGUGGCGACGAAGUCUGGUGCGGCGUCUUGUACUUCCUCAUUGCUCUUAUGGACAAAUGGGUGUCGCUCGUGACGGGCCACAACGUGGUCGGUCUAUCAGAUGCAGGAAAUCCUGUGUACAGAUUGGCAGUCGGCUUCAGCUUGGCUUACUACCUCAUUGCAGCUGUCUGCCUCGAUGCUGUGGCUCAACCGCUCUGGCCCAUGGCGAACAAGAAGACUCCUCAACAGAUCACGUCGCUAGCGUUCUUGAAAGAAGCUGCUCUGAACGACGCCAAAGCUAGACGAAAACUCUACUGGACGAACUGGGCCAAAUUCUUCUUCUCUCAUUUGUGGGGCUUCGCGAUCAGUGCAUCGCUGAUGUGGAUUUUCCAGUCAGCCAAGAGCGCAACUAUCAUGUUCAUGGCAUAUACUGGGGCGUAUUCAGGGCUGCUGUGGUAUCAAUACAAUCGAAUAUACACUGGACCACUGGCGAUGAAUGAUCUUAUCUGUGCUGCAAUUUGCGGUAUAGCGGUAGGUGUUGCAAUCCGGACUCACGCACCCGACUUCGUGUAUGGCGCAGUAGUCGGGCUCGCGACCGCCACUUGGCUGGCAGCGAUCUUAUCGUGGAGGACCGCCAACGUAGGAUGGCCUAGACCUCCCACCGACAAAGCGCAAGAGAAGAAUAAACCUGAUGUGCACACAUUCAGCUCAGUGGCACCUUGGCCAUUCUUUUCACAGCGGACCCUUUCGGACCUUUACAGAGAAAUGCAGGCCCUUCCCGAUGAAGAGCGCUUGCUGGUCGAUCCGAACAAUGGCAUAGGUGCUCAAGCAGUCCAGAUUUUACAACGUAGUAUUGGUCUCCGGAAAGCCUCUGCUAUUGAAGCUGCAUUUCCAAAUGGAGAACAUGUGCUAAACACGGCCAUUGGUUUCUGGAAACAAAAUGGACUGGAAGUCACUCUUGUAUCCUCAAGAUACAUUACUCAAGAUCAGAGGAAGAUCCGGACGAUCGCCAAAGUGCAACGUGACCACACGCAACUCAUUGUUUUCGUGAAUCGAUACGUCGAUGUUAGCCAACAGAGCCAAAUCAUUGCCGAAGCCGUGGUCCGUAUCACAGCAGAGAUUAAGCUAGCACUUUCCAGAGACCAGGCAGCGCUUGCUGAACUGCUGGUCACGGAGAGCUCUGCGUCUAGUAACAUCGUUCUCCCAGAGGGAAUUAAAAGGCAUCUCGAUGCUACGGCAAGUGAACGUACGAGGAUCACCAAGUACGGCAACGCCGAAGUACUCCGCGAUCUUCUCUUGGGUCUUGACUCCGAUACUCAAUGGGACAACUUGCCUUCGGCCAUUCGUGAGUUCCUACUUGACCGAUGCCUAGGUCGCGCUUGCAAGAUGAGCGAUGUUCAGGUCGACUGGAUUCGAAGCACUUUCUUUGGUGAACGAUUCACGACCAUACAAAAAUACCUGGCGCGUUGCAACCUCAGCAUAAUACUUGUCAAUGCUACCAAACAAUACGCCAAGGCUAAGAGUGCAGAAUUCUAUGGCCCUGAGGAUGAUGGCUCCGAGCUCAAGGACCGGUUCAAACGAUUCAGCGCUGGCCCCAUCAUUUUAAAGCGACCGACCAGCUUCUUUGGAAAGAUAACAUACCGUGUCCGCGCCACUUACAAGGGCUGGAGGUUUGCUGUCAAGUUCUACAUCAUCGCGCUGACAGGCGAGCCGGAAUAUCAGCGAGAGCUCGAUUUCUUCAUCGCGGACAAGCCAUGGUUCGCGAAGUACAUCGUGCCAUUCCUGCUUAAUGGAGCUUGGAUGUAUGCCAAAGCCCUUCAAUGGCUGAUUAUCCCGCAAUUCAUGUUUCACAAUCGCGAAAGCGUGCGUAAGCUACAGCAAUACAUGAGAGGCACCAAGUCUACGAUGACCAGAGAGAAAGUUACCAUAGAAAGCUUCGAUGGUACACAGACUGGUUUUCUCCACACCAAAGGAAACGGCGUAACGACUUUCAGCUUGUACAACGGCAAGCACGAGGUGAAACCUGCCGACACGGCACAGUUGAUCUCGACAAGCACUUAUAUCAGCAAGUGCUUGCAGCUCAAGGCUCGUAAAGAGUACGCCAAUGGAGAGGUCAGCAACUCCUACCGAUAUCUUUACGAUAACUCCAAGGACGACUUUGCCAAGCUCCCAAUAUCUCGAAUCUGCGAUGGCGGAGACAAGGAAGGAGAAUUAAUGCAUUACGAUGACCGCGGAUACGUCACGUCGGGAUCUUACACCAAGGACGACAAUUUGACGCAUUUCAAAUACCAUUACCGCCGUAAUGCGAAGUACGACGACGAGCUGAUCAGAGCUGAAUACACCAUGGCUCACAUGACAAUGAACAUAUCCUGGUGCUAUCCUCCGCCGGAGAAGAAGGACGACCUGAUGCUAUGGAUUCCCAGCCCGAAGGUCGUGGAGUGCAAUUACACACUGGGUUCCGAUGUGUACAGAUGCUGGUGGAACUACGACCACCGCUCUCACCCCACGAUACAUACAACCAUGAACGGUCAGACAGUCAUGACACCGGAGAAGAUUCGUUUCGACCACUAUCAUAUCCUCGCCAAACCGCGCAAGAACAGCUUUCUCGUGGACAACCCGCUGAUCUCCUUCAGAAAUCAGCGAAGCAAUGUACUCACACGCUUAUUCAAGUUCCACGAAAAGUGGUAUCCUAUCUCCACAGGCGCCGCUCGUAACAUUCUAUGGAAGACAUGGAAAGGCACGAAGGAUCUUGACGCUGUAUCAAUCAGAUGGCUGGACGAGAUGGCUCUGCGACGAGACCGCGUAUUGACGGCAUACUGGCUGCGACGAGACCUUGGGCUGCUGCACAGUGCUCGAGCAUACUUUCAAUCUAAUGCCGAUUCGAUCCUAGCUCGCACGGAUCUAGACCCUGAGGUCAGCUCCUGGUCUUCCAUAGCCUUCAAGUAUGGUGAUCUGGACAGUUUUGGGCAAGGUGGAGAUGCUCGAAUCAAUACGAGAGACCAGUCGACGCAGAUAAGAGACACUCAUGACACUCUCAACGUCCUGGCUAUGGACACUGGUACUUGGCCAAACGAGGGCGGAGGAGUGUCUGCUUGCCGACGAGACAUGGUCAAUGAUCUUUCCACAAUCAGAUGGCAUGUUGUUGCCGAAAACGCCAACGACUUCGGUGUACCAAAGUUCCAGACGGAGCGGAACAUCCAAUCAUUGACAGUACUGCCUCUAUGGGGAAUGGACUUCUUGACGCCUCAUCACGGCGUUUUCGAGGAUAUUCUGGACUCUGCUGUGCAGCGCCGAUCGAAUCACACAUAUCACGCAGACAUCGAGAAGAACUUCCUGCCAAUCCUCACCAGUCUUAUCAAGUGCGCUCGUGCAAUUAAGUUCGGGCCAGAGCACAUCGAGGAAGCGUCGCAAGCACUGGUCGAUCUGAGCAACUACUUUGCCAAAGACCGUCAUUGGACGGAAACAUGGAUGAGUGAGCCCGUCAAGCAGAGAUGGCGAGAGUUGUGGCUAGCUGAAGAUGUCGAGAAUGCUGUCCCUAUCUCCAAGUGGUGGGAUGCAGAGCUGCCUACACUUGCUCACAUGGACAAUGCUCUUGACAUGUGGCAUCGGUUCCUCUUCAUCUUCACCCUGGACGUUCCCGAGAUCAUCCCAGAUGUCUUUCAAGCAUCUCACCACUUCUGUGGCGCCUCUUAUGGUGUCCUCUGCAAGCUCAAACGUAACUGCACGCUUCAUGUCUGGGACCACUGCAUAUCCUGGCGCGAGGUGACUGUGUUCUUGUCGUCCGCCAUGUCAUUCGAUGCUCCUUUCGUAUGCACCAGCUUGAUCCACCUCUCGCGUAUGACUUCUGUCCUUAUUUUGCACUACGCCGACGUAGUCCUGCCGUGCGCCGACUUCUUCAAUCCGGGGUGGGAAGUGGAACACGGAACGCAGGAGGGGAUCCUCGGUCAUCGAAAGGCUUUCGCGAGAAAGAUCGAUCCGGUCGUCAAUGGCAUCUGCAAUAUGGAGAACUUCAUCCCGAUCAAGAAGAUCAAGAGUAAGAAGCCAACGAUCACCAUGCUGUCCCACGUGCGCUUUGUGAAGGAUAUCAAGAACGCGAUCUUAGCGGCGGAUAUCAUCGUCAAUGAGUGGGGCUUUAAAGACUAUCAGCUUGAUGUGUACGGCGAUAUGGAGAAAGCGCCUGCUUACUCUGUUGAGUGUAAGGAGAUUCUUGCAAGCAAGGGCCUAAGAGAUUACGUUGCGCUGCGCGGCCUUGGAAGCCCGAGUAAGGUGCUUGAGGAGGCAUGGAUCUUCCUGAACUCGUCGGUAUCUGAAGGACUUCCAUUGGCGAUGGGUGAAGCUGCGCUGACUGGCGUGCCUGUCGUUUGUACUGAUGUUGGCGCAAGCUUCCGCGUGGUCACUGACCCUAUCACUUGGAAGAAGUUCAGCGCCGUCGUUGCUCCGAACGAUUCGUACUCGCUUGCUCGUGCGCAGGUGGAGGUUCUCGCUCUGCUCGGAGAGUGGGGUCAGUAUGCUGAAGAUGCACCAGGCGAGCGCCAUAAGCUGCCACUCCACCCAGGCAAGGAGGAAGUUGAGCAGAUCACGAAGCGAAUGUAUGCUAAAGAGGACCAACGCCGCAAGCUGGGCAUGAUGGGCAGGGCCAAUGUCCUCAACAGCUUUUCCAGCCAUCGAUACCUACGCGAGCAUGAGCAGAUGCUAUGGGUGGGCAAGACUCAGAGCCCAAGCUACCUGGCUCGGAGUCGCAUCGUGCCUGGUCAAUUUGAGCCGGCGAAGCAUGAGAGAGGAGGCUCUACUACUGACCGUGGACCGCAUGGUGAAAACUCACCUGCGGGCUCAGUGGAUCACUCUGUCUCCGAUCGAAAAGGCCAAAGCGAAAAGGGGGAGCUUUCUGUCCGUGGAAUGGUUUGA
Molecule: messenger RNA, 8613 nt
Organism: Cercospora beticola
Lineage: Eukaryota; Fungi; Ascomycota; Dothideomycetes; Mycosphaerellales; Mycosphaerellaceae
Molecular function (GO): glycosyltransferase activity
Source: RefSeq, a predicted model, not a curated record